CUGCCUCUGCCUCCCAAGUGCUGGGAUUAAAGGCAUGCGCCACCACAGCCCGGCGACCGAGUUCUUUCAACGAAGAGCCCAGGUUUUUCUUGGUGGUGGAUCUUUUUCAACCAGAGUGUCCGCGUACGAUGUUCAGGGAGCAUACAAGACCCCACCCAACUGCUUCGUCCAAACGGCGGGCGCUCGGCAGUGACCUCGGACACACAAACUAAACAAGGAGAGGAAACUACUUGCUCCAGAAACCACAACUCCGCAGCGACGCUCGCCACCCCUCACUCCCAACAUCCGGUGGCCCGCCCCGCCAGGAUCUCUUCCGGUUCCGCCCCUUGGGGGCCGGCGCCACGGGCGACCCAGUGUCUCUGCUACCAACUUCCGCGGUGACCCACCCAUCGCGAGAUUUUGGCGGCGCAGCAAUGGCAAGACCAUGCCGCGACACUGCUCCGCCGCCGGCUGCUGCACACGGGAUACGCGCGAGACUCGCAACCGCGGCAUCUCCUUCCACAGACUUCCCAAGAAAGACAGCCCCAGGCGUGUCUUGUGGCUGGCCAACUGUCAGCGGCUGGACCCCAGCGGCAAGGGCCUGUGGGAUCCGACCUCUGAGUACAUCUACUUCUGCUCCAAACACUUCGAGGAAAACUGCUUUGAGCUGGUGGGAAUCAGUGGGUAUCACAGGCUGAAGGAAGGGGCAGUCCCCACCAUAUUUGAGUCUUUCUCCAAGUUGCGUCGAACAGCCAAGACCAAGGGGCAUGGUUAUCCACCUGGCCUGCCUGAUGUCAGCCGGCUCCGGCGAUGCAGGAAGCGCUGCUCUGAAAGACAAGGACUCACAACUCCAUUUUCUCCACCUCCUCGUGCUGAUAUCAUCUGCUUUCCUGUAGAAGCCUCUGCACCUUCCACUCUGCCUGCAUCCCCAGCUGUGAGGCUGGACCCUGGCCUUAACAGCCCCUUCUCAGAUCUCCUGGGCCCUCUAGGUGCUCAAGCAGAUGAAGCAGGCUGUAGUGCACAGCCUUCACCAGAGCAGCACCCCUCCCCUCUUGAGCCACAGCUUGUCUCCCCAUCUGCAUACAUGUUACGGCUGCCACCACCUGCUGGAGCCUACAUCCAGAAUGAGCACAGCUACCAAGUGGGGAGUGCCUUGCUGUGGAAGAGGAGAGCCGAAGCAGCUCUUGAUGCUCUGGACAAGACCCAGCGCCAGCUGCAGGCCUGCAAGCGGCGGGAACAGCGGCUUAGGCUGCGACUGACCAAGCUGCAGCAGGAACGGGCACGGGAGAAGCGAGCACAGGCAGAUGCCCGCCAGACUCUGAAGGACCAUGUACAAGACUUUGCUAUGCAGCUGAGCAGCAGCAUGGCCUGAGAGAGGGACCACACCCAGGCUCUGGCCUCUUUUUCUCAAAGACACUUGACUGGAACUGUAUCCACCAGGCUGGCCAAAUGUACAAUAAAGUGGAUGCUAGAAAGAGA
Molecule: messenger RNA, 1458 nt
Organism: Mastomys coucha (southern multimammate mouse)
Lineage: Eukaryota; Metazoa; Chordata; Mammalia; Rodentia; Muridae
Gene: Thap7
Product: THAP domain containing 7
Exons: 5
Coding region: 425-1351 (308 amino acids)
Biological process (GO): regulation of DNA-templated transcription
Cellular component (GO): nucleus
Source: RefSeq, a predicted model, not a curated record